UAUGAUUGGCUCUUACGACGUGCAACAAAGUAUCAUCUCUAGCGCUUUUACAAGGCUUUUUUUUUCACACACGGUUUGCAAAGCCAUCAAAAAGACUAAAAUGGCGCUGAGUUCAAGCUCCAAGAAAAAAGUUUGCUACUAUUAUGAUGGUGAUGUCGGGAAUUACUACUAUGGCCAGGGACAUCCAAUGAAGCCCCACCGCAUCCGCAUGACCCACAACCUGUUGCUGAACUAUGGCCUCUACAGAAAGAUGGAGAUAUAUCGUCCUCACAAAGCCAAUGGUGAGGAGAUGACCAAGUAUCACAGUGAUGACUACAUUAAGUUUUUACGAUCCAUCCGGCCAGACAACAUGUCUGAGUACAGCAAACAGAUGCAGCGAUUUAAUGUGGGGGAGGACUGUCCAGUGUUUGACGGACUGUUUGAGUUCUGCCAGCUGUCCACGGGAGGCUCUGUUGCGGGUGCUGUGAAGCUGAACAAGCAGCAGACGGACAUAGCCAUCAACUGGGCUGGGGGCUUGCAUCACGCCAAGAAGUCCGAAGCCUCGGGUUUCUGCUACGUCAACGACAUCGUCCUGGCUAUCCUCGAGUUACUGAAAUACCACCAGAGGGUUCUCUACAUCGACAUCGAUAUCCACCACGGAGACGGCGUGGAGGAGGCCUUCUACACCACGGACCGCGUCAUGACCGUGUCCUUCCACAAGUACGGGGAGUACUUCCCUGGCACCGGAGACUUGAGGGACAUUGGUGCAGGGAAGGGAAAAUAUUAUGCAGUGAAUUACCCACUGCGGGACGGGAUCGACGACGAAUCGUACGAAGCCAUCUUUAAGCCGAUCAUGGCCAAGGUGAUGGAGAUGUACCAACCUUCUGCUGUGGUGCUCCAGUGUGGAGCAGAUUCUUUGUCUGGAGAUCGGCUUGGCUGCUUUAACCUCACCAUCAAAGGCCAUGCCAAGUGUGUGGAGUACAUGAAGAGCUUCAAUCUGCCCCUGCUGAUGCUGGGCGGCGGGGGCUACACCAUCCGCAACGUGGCCCGCUGCUGGACCUACGAGACGGCCGUGGCCCUGGACAGCCCCAUCCCCAACGAGCUGCCGUACAACGACUACUUUGAGUACUUCGGGCCGGACUUCAAGCUGCACAUCAGCCCGUCCAACAUGACCAACCAGAACACCAACGACUACCUGGAGAAGAUCAAGCAGCGUCUGUUUGAGAACCUGCGCAUGCUGCCCCACGCGCCCGGCGUGCAGAUGCAGGCCAUCCCGGAGGACGCCGUGCAGGAGGACAGCGGCGACGAGGAGGAGGACGACCCCAACAAGCGCAUCUCCAUUCGGGCCCACGACAAGCGGAUAGCAUGCGAGGAAGAGUUCUCCGACUCGGAAGACGAAGGCGAGGGGGGCCGGCGGAACACGGCCAGCUUCAAGAAGGCCAAGCGCACAAAGACGGAGGGCGAGAAGGAGGCCGAGGAGAAGGAGAAGAAAGAAGUGAAGGAAGAAGAGAAGCAGCCCGAAGAGGAGAAAAUGGACACGUCGAAGCCGAAAGAAGAGUCCAAGACGCCCUGAGAUGGCCGACUCCUGGGAGACCGGGGUCAAGUGUACAGAAGGAAUUUGGAAAAAGUGGUUGUGUUUUAUUGGCCCCCUCCUAACCAUACGUAUUUUCGGUGCCAAACUGGAAAUUAAUGGAUGAAAGACUAUACUUUUUAAAAGGUAUGACCCUUGGGUCCUUGUAAGGUUUAGUUUUUUUUUAGGUUAACUAUUGAGUAACAUUCAUGAACUUGAGGUGAUGACGUUUUUAUGUAUUUUGUAUUUGUACAUGUUAUUUUUUCAUAAUCUGCGAUAAAACCUUGCUUUGAUCCUUAGAGGUCGGGUAGAGUGUAAAAAUGGUUUAUUACAUGUAUCAUUUUUAUACGCGUCCUUUUGCAUUCAAUUAAUUUAAGUCAUCAAAAUUGUGGCUACUUCAAUUUUAUGUCUUUUAGUCCCAUUUUUGUCCUGUGCCUUUUUGACAAACUUGACAUAAUAUACCCCUAGCAUUAAAGGAAUUCAGUCCUCGUAAAGGACCUUUUACAAUAUUAAGUUUAAUAGGUUGUAUACAUAUGAAAUGGUCCUAAUGGAGUCACUGACACAUUAGCUGGAACCUUUCUGUGUGUUUAGCCUAGAGACAUGCAGAACUCUGAUCCAAUAGUCCCCUAGGUUAUCUUGGGACUUGAAUGUCCAAUGUGCUGUAUUAUAUUCUUGUAAAAGGGGAGGUAAGAGUGGUAUAUAUUGUUUUGUUCUUUGAACGUUGUUCCAACAGCCUGCUCGUGACUUUCGUAGCAUUCUGGGACAAACUCUGGUGUAUAGACCACGUUUUAAUAAAAAAAAAUAGUAAAUAAAUGUUCACUUGAAUUAUCAUCUUGAGUCCAAAAGCAUAUUGUGCACAUGAUGAAGUUAACAGUAGUUCCUACAAUUACAAAAUAACAGCAUUUAUAACAUUGUUUACAAAGUACUUAUACUUUUGAGAAAUUGAUAUUUUCUCAUGUGAAUAAAGCAAUUUGAUCCCACCAA
Molecule: messenger RNA, 2533 nt
Organism: Gadus morhua (Atlantic cod)
Lineage: Eukaryota; Metazoa; Chordata; Actinopteri; Gadiformes; Gadidae
Product: probable histone deacetylase 1-B
Exons: 14
Coding region: 2-1552 (516 amino acids)
Biological process (GO): heterochromatin formation
Cellular component (GO): NuRD complex
Molecular function (GO): histone deacetylase activity
Source: RefSeq, a predicted model, not a curated record